Cuscuta campestris is the source of this 1688-nucleotide messenger RNA. The record is from the annotation of a GenBank genome assembly. Lineage: Eukaryota; Viridiplantae; Streptophyta; Magnoliopsida; Solanales; Convolvulaceae.
AGGAGACGAUCAUGGGAGACAUGGAAGAAGGUGCAAAUGUUCAGCGACCACCUCUGUUGAGAGGACCAAACUACAACUUUUGGAAGGGACGUAUGAGAGCGUUUCUGAAAUCGCAAGGUGGUAGAGUGUGGAGAAUCAUAGAAACUGGAUGGACAGAACCAACGGAAACGAAUGCAGAAGGAGUAAAGAUAAUCAAAACUUUUGAAAAAUAUUCAAAGGAAGAAGCUCAAGCUGCUGAAUGCAAUGACAGAGCAUUAAAUGCAUUAUUUGGAGCUGUUGACAGUUCACAGUACCGACUCAUAUCAAACUGCACCGAGGCCAAGAAAGCCUGGGAGAUUCUUGAAACUACGCACGAAGGGGAUGAGCGUGUCAAGACAGCAAAGAUCCAGAUUCUCAUGACAAAAUACGAAAGUCUGCGCAUGGAUGAUAAAGAAAGAAUAGCUGAUUUUCAUGGAAGAGUAAGGGAACUUGCAAAUGAAGCUGAGAAUCUGAAGCGGCCUUUUACGGAGGAUAGCCUAGUUCUGAAGGUAUUAAGAGCCUUACCAGAAGCCUAUGCAAUGGAUGCCAAAGCAAUUCGCCAGGCGCAUGAUAUCAAGAAUAUGACUUUAGAUCAACUAAUGGGGAAUCUGGAGACAAUAGAACUGCAAAUGAAUGAAGAGCUCAAGCGAAAGAAAAGUGACAAACCAAUUGCCUUUCACAGCCUGAUUGAUGAAGAUGACAAUGAGGAUGAUGUAGCACAAGAUGAAGACUUUCAAGAGCAGCUAUCACUCUUUACUAAACAAUUCAAAAAACAGUGGAUACAAAAGAAAGGAAAAAACAACUCUCAAGGAGAUUCCUUCAAAGGAAUCCAGUUUAGAAAUCCACGACAAAAGGAGACAAGGCCUUUUAAUGAUGAUUUCAAGAAAAAAGGGCGUCAGUGCUUUGAAUGCGGAGGUGUUGGUCACAUUCAAUCUGAGUGUGCAAAUAAUCUCAAAAAGAAGAGGCAAGCUUUCAUGACAACCUGGAGUGAUGAUGAUGAAGAAACUGAAGAUGUUACGGGAAACAGCAAUUGUGCCUUUGUCACCCAAUAUGAAGAAGAAGAUGUUGAAGAUACAACUGAACAACUCAUAGUGCUACAAGAAAAAUGGACAGAGCUUCUUCUUGUUCACAGGAGGAACAUCCUGGAGAAAAACCAACUGGCCGCACAGGUAGAUGACCUUCAAAAACAACUGGAUGAUGUCAAAAAGCAGCUGAACCGAACUGAAGGGGAAAAAUCUGACCUACAGUACGAACUCACCCAACUUAAGAACUAUCAAAAGUGGAUGAAAAGUGCUGGGGCUGAGAAAAUCGAGGAAAUGGUGAGCACAUCAAGAUUAUACGGGGACAGAUCUGGAAUAGGGAACACAGCUUCAGAAGGCGUCAAGACACCACUGGACCUGUUUACUAAAGAAGCAAAGAUCAUCAUCAAGGAACCAGACACGAAGGAGGUCCCUGAGAGCAAUCAAGCAAGGCCAAGGAGAAAGUAGUUCAGCCUCGCAACAGCCAUGUAAGGAAGACUUAUUCCCUAAAUCCUUAUUUCAAUUAUUUUUGCUUCUACUGCAGGAAAAAGGGGCACAUUAAACGCCAAUGCUACAAACUGAGAAACUUAAAGAGAAGAACGACUGCUGCAACAAGGCAUGUCAAAACCAUAAUGAAAUGGGUACCCAAAC